This is a messenger RNA of Malassezia vespertilionis, 693 nucleotides long. RefSeq lists its product as uncharacterized. The coding region runs from base 1 to 693 and encodes 230 amino acids. The transcript has a single exon. NCBI's taxonomy places the organism in Eukaryota, Fungi, Basidiomycota, Malasseziomycetes, Malasseziales, Malasseziaceae. The record is from RefSeq and is a predicted model, not a curated record.
AUGGUGACGCAGGCGGAGCUAGAAGCAGCGAUUUAUACAAAACUGGACGAUGUAAGCGUGCUAUUUGUGUCGGACGUGUCUGGUGGAUGCGGCCAGGCGUACGAUAUAGUUUUGGUUUCCGACCAGUUUGAGGGCAUGCCGACCCUGCGGCGCCAUCGGUUGGUGAACGACCGCCUGAAGGAAGAGAUUGCUGCGAUGCACGCAUUUUCCCAAAAGACGUAUACAAACAAGCAGUUUGAGGGGCUUAAGGCAAAUUAUGCCAACCAGACCCCUUCUGCGCCGCGUGCAGCCGCGCCGACAGCGGAGCUCGCUGCCUUUAUUCCCGAGCUUUGGCUCACGCCCGACCCGUCGCAUGCACAAACGGUGCCCAGCACGCAGAUGUCGAUAGACGACGCGCGUACAUCGAUCGAAGGAAGUGCAGGGAUCUCACGCCUGCACUACAAACGAAUCACCAGCGUCGAAUUUUGGCUUGGGCUGCGCAAGAGCCUAGAGGAGCAGUUCCUCAACGCCGAUACGAUGGACCUUGACUCGCCCGGUGCUGCCUCGCCGCACGCGCGGUGCCGCACGGUGGGCGAGGCAGAAGUGGAGCGCCUCUUUGAGGACUUUUUCCUGAGCCAGAAACACAACCUUAGCGCCAACGACGUCGCGCGGAUCCGCGAUGCGACAGGGAUGCUGGGUAUGGCAGGUGCAUAG